Aspergillus tubingensis is the source of this 3693-nucleotide messenger RNA. Its product is annotated as purine and uridine phosphorylase. Gene Ontology annotation, biological process: nucleoside metabolic process. Bases 1 to 3693 code for a protein of 1230 amino acids. The record is from RefSeq and is a predicted model, not a curated record. Gene Ontology annotation, molecular function: catalytic activity; protein binding. The transcript is spliced from 5 exons. NCBI's taxonomy places the organism in Eukaryota, Fungi, Ascomycota, Eurotiomycetes, Eurotiales, Aspergillaceae.
AUGCCGUCGAGGCAGAAUGGCUUUAGCGGUGACAACAAACUUGCUACCAACAAGGCACUGACCUCCAGUGUCGACGACAAUCCUCGUGCAACAAAACUAGAACACAACAGUUACACAGUCGGGUGGGUAUGUGCGCUGCCAAAGGAGCAGACGGCUGCGACAGCAAUGCUAGAUGAAAUCCAUCCACAUCUACCAAAACCACCAAGCGACCCUAAUACUUACACCUUGGGGUGCAUCGGGAGGCACAACAUCGUUAUAGCCUGCUUACCGAAAGGCCAGUACGGCACGAAUUCAGCAUCGGCGGUUGCAACUCGGAUGGUAGGCACUUUCCCAUCCAUUAAGGUUGGCCUCCUGGUUGGUAUUGGCGGCGGCAUUCCACCAAAGGUCAGACUCGGGGACGUCGUGGUCGGUACGCCCGUUGGUCAGUGUUCAGGGGUGGUCCAGUGGGAUCUGGGCAAAGCAGAAGCAGAGGGUGGCUUCAAAAGAACCGGCGUACUGAAUAACCCCCCGACGGCACUGCUGACGGCAUUGACGAAGCUGGAAACGAUGCAUGAGAUGAGUGGACCCAAGAUCUAUCAGUAUCUGGAUGAUAUGGGGCAGAAAUGGCCUAGACUUAUGCCAAAGUAUACCAGAUGUGAUUCUCUUGUGGAUCCUUUGUCCGGUUCCGACAAUUGCGCUAGAGAAAGCCAACACGGAGAAGGACAUGUGCACUACGGUUUAAUAGCGUCCGGUAACCAGGUUAUCAAGGACGCACAUUUCCGUGAUAAUCUAAACAAGAGCCUCGGCGGGAAUGUGUUGUGUGUUGAAAUGGAAGCAGCUGGGUUGAUGAACAACUUUCCUUGUGUUGUGAUCCGGGGUAUUUGCGAUUAUGCGGACUCAGAUAAGACUAAAUCUUGGCAAGAGUAUGCUGCAGCUGUUUCAGCGGCGUAUGCAAAGGAGCUUCUGGAGUAUGUCCAGCCAAGUGAUGUUGAUGGGGAGCGCCCAGUGAAAGACAUGCUUGGCGACGUCUUGGAGUGUGUAUCGAGAACCGAGACUAACGUUGAAACAAUGAAGUCGAACUUCGACAGAAAAGGGGAACUUGAUAUCCUUGAAUGGCUUACACCGAUCGACUACGGUCCUCAACACAGUGACAUCUUAAGGAGACGACAGUCAGGGACUGCGCAGUGGUUCUUAGACUCUGCAAUAUACCAGGCAUGGAUAAGCUCAAACAAGCAGAGAUUAUUCUGUCCCGGUAUUCCCGGCGCAGGAAAAACAAUAUUGACGGCAGCAGUCAUUGAUGACAUUGCUGCCCGAUUCCUACAUGACAAAUCCAUUGGAAUUGCGUAUGUCUACUGUGACUUCCGCCGGAAAAACGAGCAAAGCGCGGAAGGCUUAAUAACAAGUCUCCUAAAGCAAUUGAGCCAAUGCAGGCCUUUCCUCCCAGAAAUCGUGCGCAGCCUCUAUGAUCGUCAUAGACAUAGACGGACCCGACCAGAAUUCGACGAAAUUGCAACGACACUCCGAUCUGUGGGUGCUAUGUACUCGAGAGUCUUUAUUAUAAUCGAUGCGCUCGAUGAAUGUCAGACAUCUAAUGACUGUCGAACAAGAUUUAUCAAGGAGAUUCUGAACUUCCAGGCAACGUGCGGUGCAAAUACUUUUGCCACUUCAAGAUUCAUUCCGCAGAUCACUGAGAGAUUCAACGACUGCAUGACACUGGAAAUCCGUGCACAUGAUCAAGAUGUUCGUGAAUAUUUGAGGAGUAGGAUAUUGCAAUGUGAAUCAAGGCUGUUAGCCUCUCACAGUGAAGAGAUUCAAACUGAAAUCACGAAAGCUGUCGAUGGAAUGUUUCUGCUAGCACAGCUUCACUUCGACGCGGUGAAAUCGAAAAAAACCACGAAAAGAGUAAAAGAGGCUCUGAAAGGCCUUGCAAAGGGGUCUGAAGCAUACAAUGAUGCAUACGAAGAUGCGAUGCAGCGAAUUGAAGGGCAGGACAUGGAUUCCCGGAAGCUUGCACACGAUGCUUUAUCGUGGAUCAACGGUGCAACGAGGCCGCUCAAUACAUUAGAACUUCAACAUGCACUUGCUGUAGAAGCAGAGUCAGAAUUCGACAAAGACAAUAUUCCGUUUCUGGAUGACAUCAUCUCUGUCUGUGCAGGCUUGGUCACAGUUGACGAAGAAAGUGAUGUCAUUCGAUUGGUACAUUAUACAGCACAAGAAUUCUUCCAACGAACGUGGACCAGGUGGUUCUCAAACGCACAUCACGGCAUUGCGACAGCUUGUGUCACAUACCUCUCUUUCAACCCCUUCAAAGCAGGCCCCUGUUCCACCGACAUGGAUUUUGAAGCGCGAUUAGACACAUACCCCCUUUUCUCCUAUGCAGCGAGAAACUGGGGUCAUCAUGUUCGGACACAACAAACGGGAAUAAGCUUGAUAGUAACCUUGCUUGAAGAUACACCCAGGCUUAAAGCCUGUGUGCAAGGCCUUUUCGCUCGCAAAGAAUUUCCAACUCACUGGAAUUAUAGCCAACAGGUUCCCAAAUUGUUUACAGGACUCCAUCUUGCAUCAUACUUUGGGCUAGAUAAUGUGGUGCUGUACAUGAUUCAACAGGGGAAACAGUGUGAAGCUAUCGACUCGUUUGGUCGACUCCCAUUGACAUGGGCAGCCUUUAAUGGGUACGUGGGAGUAGCUCAGCACCUGCUGGAGAGAAGUACCAAGUCGGAUUCGGAAGAUAAUGAUGGCCGAACUUCACUAGCGUGGGCAGCAUGCAAUGGCCAUGAGCGAGUGGUCAAACUUCUGGUUGAGAGAGGUCUUGACCUAGGCUGGAGAGAUGCCUUCGGCCAUUCUAGAGACGCAGAUGAUCGAACCCCUCUAUCAUGGGCCGCAUACAAAGGUCAUAUAACAAUCGUGCAAUUGUUGCUGGAAGGUGGUGUUGAUCCAGACUCCAAGGAUGUGGAUGGACGAACCCCUAUUUCGUGGGCGGCCUACAACGGCUGCGAGGCAGUGGUACAGAUCCUGCUAGUACACUCUGUUGAUCCAGACUCCAAAGACGAGAUUGGACGGACUCCUUUAUCGUGGGCGGCAGAAAAUGGCCACGAGAGAGUGGUCAAGCUCCUGAUGGAGAAAGGCGUUGAAGUAACCUCAAUCGAUCAAACAGGUCGAACCCCGUUCGACUGGGCAUCUUAUUACGGUCAUAAGACAGUGGUCUCACUCCUCCUGAGCGAAAUUUUUCAUAGGCACCCACUCGCCCUUUGUACUACCGUUGGAGCUGCUGUGAAGCAGGGUGAUUCUGAGAACAACGAACCUCGAAACUCAGGUUCCUGUGCCCUCACCCCAAGCACUACAUGGUCAGGUGGCCAUGAAGUUCGAGGUCAAGACCAGCAGAAGCAACAACUUGGGGAGCCGAGCUUGAAGAGUGUCGGGAUUACUCCAGCAAAUGGUGACAGUCAAAAACGGCCACUGUCGCCGGAAUUCGCCUCGCCUCAGACUGUGCCCUCCCUCCACUCUAAAUGGUAUUGCCGGUUGUGUCCUGAGAGAAACCGCUUGUAUACAUGGAGAGAAGACCUCCUACAACAUAUACAUGCCAAACACGCCGUUCAGUUUCAUUAUUAUUGCACUGACUCUCAUUGCCCUGAUGCUAUUGCACGCAACCCCAUUGCCAAGAGACGUGACCAAACUAAUCCCGACAAGAAGAGCCCCAUCCUCGUUUCUGUCUAA